GUUUACAGAGAGGGCGCUGUAACUUCCCGCUUGCAUUCAAACGACUUGCCAUUGUUUACGUUUGUCGCAUCAUCAUACGCAUUUUUUUUUAAAACAAUCAGCUUCAUUAACAAUCACGAUGUCUAUGUCAGUAUACGACUAUGUUCGUUUAGCCGCCCUGAUUGUCAUUGUCAUAGUUUUGGCAACCCAGAAGGCGAAAACAUUUAUUCUUGUCGACGCAGUUCUCACUGUAACUAGUGGAGUACUGGCAAUUUGGGGAUUUUCACCAUUGACGUACGAAUCUGAGUCAACUGUGGCCUAUAAUGGCCUUCACGUCCUCCUGUUUCAAACUUUCAUGUGCGCCGGUGUCAUGCCAGCCUUGUUCUACUUAUUCUUUGCCCGCUCCGCCAAAGACGACGAUGCAGCACAAGGCCUCCUUGCCACCCGUACUCUCACAAUUGGUCUGUGUACGUUCAUCAUGGCCCUCAACCAGUGGAGACACCCCAAGAUCUUCAAGGACACACAUGUUUCCGUCCGACUGUCAUCAUCUGUGCUUUGGUUCUGUCUGGCGGCGUAUGCUCUGUACCGGAGCGGCAUCACUCCCCCAAAACGUGGCCGAAUCUCUGCCAUCAACCUGUACAUCAAGAUCGACAUCGUCAUUGCAGCCCUGUAUGGUGCCUUUGACCUCCUGUUUGCACGCUUCGCUGGCAGUUUAUUGUCCGGACGCUUCGACCUCCUCCACGAGCACAUACUGACCCUUGAGGGUGCAGCGAAUCUAUCCACUGCUGUGUUGGGAGUCUACGCCCUCGGUGUCCGCAACAUCGCUGAGAGGAAGGGCUAUCUGUGCUGUCGCCUCACCGUCCUGCUGCUGGGUGCAUGCUGCCUGGCGUGUGGACUGUACAACAAGAAGCUGUCCCUGACUGGCUCAGACAUGGCCGUGUUUGCAUCAGGCUUCAUUCCGGUCAUCCCAGCGGUCACUGGCCUCGUGCUGACCGGGGACAAGAGGAUCUUCACCUCAUCUACCUCAGCUGGCUACAACCUUCGCAGGCGGGACUAACAUACCAGCAUACCUGACGUACAUCCUUGCCCAGAUCCUGUUGUAACUCCUACACUUCGUCAUCCACUAAUGAUAGUUGUAGUUCUAAGAUGGCUUUAUGCAAGGGGGCUCUGGUGACACUGGAUUGUGGUUUCUAGAUUCCUUAUUCUCUGCAGUGUAAAACCAUUUCUGGUUUGGUGUGGUAUCACAAGACUUGGUCCUCAGCUCAUGUAAAACAUCCCCACCGUUUUUUGUUGUAUAGGACAGGACGUGGCCUCAUGACAUGAUGGCUCCCCGUUAAUGAACUGCUGCAGUUGCUGUCUACUUCUUCGUGACAGUGGAAACAAACAAGGAACUGCCUCUAGUUCUUGUCUUUUACUUUAUUUGGCCUAUACUUAUUAGUAUUAAUUAAUUUUAAUAUUCUAUAUAACUUUUUAAUGUGAGAUUUACACAAUAUACAGCUUUUCCAUUGGACGAAGGGUCGGUCACAUGAUCACAAAACUGGCAUUCAUAAGCGUAUAAAUGACACAAUUUGACUUCAAUGUUUUUCACGAAACUAUAUUCUUGAAAUGACAUAAACACUGACAGACGGUUUCCACACUCCUGGGGUAGCCCUGAGAAUUCCCAAGCACAAAUACAUACAGAAGCGAUGUUUCUGAUCAUUUAGACCCAAUAGUCUUGGACUCAGAGUUUUAGCAGUGUUUUUUGAGUGUUUGAAUGCAUGAUAGUUCACAAAUAUCUUUGCUACGACCCAUCCUAGCGAGGGAAAUGAAAUGCACAUCCACACUAUUGUGGUAUCGCCUCGAUGCGUGUCCAGGCAGAUGGAUACAGUCUACAGCAAUCUGUGAAUUACGUUAGUAUUUAGUUAAGGCAUCUUGACAAUCACCUUUCAGUGAUUGGCCGAUUGAUCAAUGAUGACUAACACUUGUAAUUGCCCCAGGCUCAUCAACAAUUUGAGAAAUCCCUCCAGUCACGUUUAUUGUGUCGGCCAUUUUGACGUCGAUGUAAAUGACUUGUAUUACGUACGGCACGCUGUCAUUGUUACUGACUUACUGAGGUAGCUCUUAACAGACCUUUUGCAUCUAAUGAUAUUACUUGAAGACAUUUGUUGUAAACAAACCACAAGAGAUGUGGUAGAACAACAUACAUACAUACAUACAUACAUACAUACAUACAUACAUACAUACAUACAUACAUACAUACAUACAUACAUACACUCAUGUCACCUCUCCUUUUGAGGAGCUACUUCAUUCUGCGAUACAGAUAGCUGUUAUAUGGCUGUCAGUGUAAACUUGAUGUCACAUGUACUAAAGAAAAUUUGUUUAGAACUUCAUAGGGAUAUUAAAAAAUUGUACGAAUUGAUAUUCACUUUGUGUGAGUUCCCAGUUUGGCCCUCACUGUAAGAAGGUUCAUACUCAAAUGAACUCACACAAAGUGAAAGUCAAGUCCUCCAUUAAUUAUAGUAUUGAUUUCAAGGCCUGCCAUUUACACAACAUUUACUUUGAGUUUCGGAGUAGAAAUAUGUCAUCUGGUGAGACCUGUCUGAAAUGUCCAUGAUCUGCUACGUUUUACUACGUACUACGAUUUAAGACCAAGACUGCCACACCAACAUCACUACACUCUGGUUCAGAUACAGCAGAUCGAUGCUCAGUACAUCAACAACUGGAUUGUCUGGUCCAGACUCGAUUAUUUACAGAGUUGUGUCAUAUAGCUUGAAUAUUGCUGAUUGCAGCGGAAAACAACCAACCAACCAACCAAUCAGAUACAGAUAGGAUGUGACCUUGUUUAUAAUGGAUAGUGUAUGGAUAGUACAUUUGAAUAAGCCAGUUCAACAAUCCCAAGGUGUUGUUUUAUAGUUGUUCCAGGUCUCACGAUGUAGUUGUGCCAUGUCACCGACCCGGUUGUAGUCACUUUGUGUAGCUGUCAUGUUGUUUUAACUGUGUUUUGAUGUAUGAAGUUUUGCAGAGUUUUACAAAUACUUGUUUUGUUCACAACCAUUAUUGAAAAAUUGGUUGAAAUCAUUCUCUGUGCACAUGGUAUAGAGAACCAUGUCAGAUCGUACUCAUUUCAUCAUGGCAAUGUUGUUUUGUUUCUUUGCCAUGGUAACCAUAUGGUUACUGCAGAGUUUUGUAAUUGACAUUUGUUGUUGGUUGUCGGAAACAGAAUCUCAAACAAAACAUCAUUGGGAACAAUGUGUGUAUAUGCUACCCAGCUGGACUCUAUUUUGUUAUCAACCCUGUCAUCAUCAUCAUCAUCAUCAUCAUCAUCAUCAUCAUCGUAGCAAUACGUUUUUACACUUUCCUCUUUAGUUAAGUUUUUAACAAUUUUCAUCACCUCUCCUAAUUGUUAUUUUUUAAUGACUGCUUUAGUGUUUUACAGUAAAACUGAGUCUCAAAUAUAACUUCAUGGAUAAAAUUCUCUGUACACAGGGUACCCUGGAUCACAUGUAUUAUCAUCAUCAUCAUGGCAAUGUGUUUUUACUUUGUCUCGUUACAUCGUAAUUGCAUAGUUUUGUUUGUUACUUUUUUGUUAAGCUUGUUCCCAUGAUUUCACGUAAUUACUGAACGUUACCAACAGGAGGCACAACAAACAUCAGAAAAAUGGAGGUGUGUUUGGUGCUCAUUACCUCCCCCCUCCCAAAAGAAAUUAAAGUUGUUACCAAAACGCAAAGAAAAUGAUAUUCAAAAUAAGCAUAUUACAGUUGGUAGUUUUCUGUAUUUAAGGGUAUGCUCGUUCAUUUAGCAAAAAAAGUGACAAUUAUGCAGAAGUUUUGGGAUACGCAUUCUCAUACAAGAGUUGUCUCCCUUUUACAACAAAACACACGAUUCAAAAGAAGAUUAACAUCCAUCAUAACAAUGUAUUCUAAAUUGUUGGUUAUAUUGGCCUCUCACUCUUGCAAUCUCCCUAUCGUAUACCUGUUAACCACUGACAGACCAGAGUAGUAUUUAGUUUCAUGUGUGUGCUGCAUGUGUUAUUUAUAGUCGUCAAUAUGUUGUAGCAAUUGUGGAGCAGGGUGUUGUUCUGACCACUCACUACGUCGGUCGACGUUCAGCGGAUGCUGUCUGGCAAUUCCUUUACGGUUAUAUACAAAGAGAACAUAACCUUUUCUGGCAUUGAUCAACCAACAUCUACUCCGAGGCUGAAAUUCUGCCCUAUGUCAUGUCAGUGAACAUAACACAAUUUGAAUUAAGAAGUCCCAAGUCACUUUGUUAUUGUUCUUACUAAUGUUCUGACUUUGCAGAGGGGACAUGUAUUUCUCUGAUACCAGGACCACGAGGAAGAGACUAGUGCUUACCAGUUAUUGCAAUGAAUGCAAUGUUAUCAUAAUUUUGAUUUUAAGAAUACAAGAAAUUUUUAAAAAUCCCAAUUUUUACUUUAUUCUAAAUUAGCUUGCCAAAGGUACUCCGAUAAAUCCUAGAUUUAUAGAAAGUAGAUAGCAAUCUUUAUUACAGAGGUCGAAAGGUGCUUGUGAAAUGUCAACACAGUACUGCUAUUGGUGCCUUGCAGCCAACCUUUGUUAUCAGAAAACGAAUAAACAUAUCGUAAAUGUCCAAA
This is a messenger RNA of Haliotis rufescens (red abalone), 4570 nucleotides long. RefSeq lists its product as uncharacterized. The coding region runs from base 119 to 1036 and encodes 305 amino acids. NCBI's taxonomy places the organism in Eukaryota, Metazoa, Mollusca, Gastropoda, Lepetellida, Haliotidae. The record is from RefSeq and is a predicted model, not a curated record. The transcript is spliced from 6 exons.